AUGAAGCGGUCAUCCAAGGUGGUACACCUUGAGUCCGACUCCGAGACCGAAGAAGAGAAAUCCGACAACCCUGGCCAGAAGGAAGACACCAUGGAGGAGGACCCAGAGGAGAAGUUGAACCCUUGUGGAGGCCCAAAGGUGGAAUACGUGCCCUACUCCCCCAUUUUGGCACCCCGUCGAGUUUUGGUUCAUCCCACGCAACGGAACCAGGUCUUCACUGCACGAAAGGGUGUUGGAGGGAGACCCCUGGGAAUGUCCAGCAGUUCCCCCACCCUCUGCCGAUGCACCCCAACGUCAAGGACGAGUCUUUGCCCUCAGCAGGUCUGUCAGAGGGUGUGCAUCCUCAUUUCAGGUAGAUCAUACCUUGCUAACCUAGUGUGCCUCCCUUUAGUAGGAUUAGACAUCAUCCUAGGAAUGGACUGGCUCAACGAAAACCGAGUCUUGUUAGAUUGUUUUAAGAGAAAAUCCAUCUUCCCUUCUCAAUCCAUACGAGACACACGUGACCUUCCAAGAUCCUCCGAAGACACCAGUACGAGGCAAGAAUAUGCCUUGCUAAAUUCGGUAAAAGCAGACUCCCAUCAGGAGUUCUGUGAGAUACCAGUAGUACACGACUUUUCAGAUGUCUUUCCCGAAGAUAUACCCUCGUUUCCCCCAACACGAGAGGUUGAGUUCUCCAUAGAAUUGAUACCUGGGACAGGGCCAAUCUCCAGAGCCCCUUACCGGAUGACUCCAGUGGAGCUCACUGAACUAAAGAACCAACUAGAGGAGCUGCUGCAAAAAGGAUGCAUCAGACCAAGCGUCUCUCCCUGGGGAGCUCCAGUAUUGUUUGUGAAGGAAAAAGGACGGCAGAAUGCGUCUCUGCGUGGACUAUAG
Arachis ipaensis is the source of this 873-nucleotide messenger RNA. Lineage: Eukaryota; Viridiplantae; Streptophyta; Magnoliopsida; Fabales; Fabaceae. The record is from RefSeq and is a predicted model, not a curated record.